AUGGCUGCAAAAGAGCUUGCAAGCGAAUCUGGGCUUGAUUAUGCAUUGAUGACGGGUGGAGAUGUUGCACCACUGGGUUCACAGGCUGUUUCUAAGAUACACCAGUUGUUUGAUUGGGCCAAGAAGUCCAACAGGGGUUUGCUGCUUUUCAUUGAUGAAGCAGAUGCAUUUUUGUGCGAGCGGAAUAAAACCUACAUGAGUGAGGCUCAAAGGAGUGCGCUAAAUGCCCUCCUAUUUCGCACAGGUGACCAAUCCAAAGACAUAGUCCUUGCUCUUGCUACAAACCGCCCAGGUGAUCUUGAUUCCGCUGUGGCUGACUGCAUUGACGAAGUUCUAGAAUUCCCUUUGCCAGGCGAAGAUGAACGCCUCAAGCUGCUUAAACUUUAUCUGGACAAAUACAUUGCUCAAGCUGGGGCGAGAAAAUCGGGCUUGUUUUUGCAUCUUUUCCAGAAACAACAGCAGAAGAUAGAGAUCAAGGGGCUGACUGAUGAUAUUCUGAGGGAGGCUGCAGUGAAGACUGAUGGAUUCUCGGGAAGAGAGAUAGCAAAGCUGAUGGCUAGUGUUCAAGCUGCCGUAUAUGGGAGUGAGAACUGUGAGCUUGAUCCAAACCUUUUCCAGGAAGUGGUGGAUUAUAAAGUCGCAGAGCAUCAACAGAGAAGGAAACUAGCUGCGGCUGAGGGAACUAGUGCUUGAUGGAGUAGUCGUAUAAUUAUUAUGUGUUACUGCCAGUGUUUUGCAAGUUGGCUAAGAUUGAGCAGGUGAGUAUCUGAUUUUCUACUAUAUAUCGCAUACCCGCAUGUUUUAUUUACGGGUGGCAUAUCUAUCGUUAUAUUCUCUCCUGUUGAAGGGGGAUUUUGGGAUUUUUUUAAUUGGGGGUAGAGGUUCCUAAUGAAAUUCAAUGUCGAUGACAUUUAUCGAAGUAUUUGAUACGUGUAUGUCAUUCCCAUUCACACAGUUG
Messenger RNA from Ilex paraguariensis (yerba mate), 958 nucleotides. Lineage: Eukaryota; Viridiplantae; Streptophyta; Magnoliopsida; Aquifoliales; Aquifoliaceae. The record is from the annotation of a GenBank genome assembly.